This is a messenger RNA of Hyla sarda, 3024 nucleotides long. Its product is annotated as transcription elongation factor A protein 3-like. Gene Ontology annotation, molecular function: nucleic acid binding; zinc ion binding. The record is from RefSeq and is a predicted model, not a curated record. The transcript is spliced from 21 exons. The coding region runs from base 435 to 2090 and encodes 551 amino acids. NCBI's taxonomy places the organism in Eukaryota, Metazoa, Chordata, Amphibia, Anura, Hylidae. Gene Ontology annotation, biological process: DNA-templated transcription; transcription elongation by RNA polymerase II. Gene Ontology annotation, cellular component: nucleus.
GUGGUCUGUUCAGCACUGUUUGGAAGUGUGUAUCCCAUGUUACCAGCUGUCACUGCUCACCCCCUCCGCCUUGUGUCCGGCUCAAAGACCUUGGUACUAUUUAUAAUUUGGGCCACACCCUCGCACUGGCACAUAGCAAGACGAGCCUGUAUACACUUAGCACGGCUACAGUAUAUACUCACAGAGUGACACACUAGACAUAACACAAGUGUAUACAAAAACACUGAGCAAGCAAUCAACAAAGUGUCACAUAGAAAUCAUUCUUCACUAAUCAUCACUAUACAAAAACUAGUAGACAAAGAAUCAUGCCAGUGUAAAGUCACACCCACCUCACCUGUACAUACUACGCAACCUGUUAGCAAAACAAACUCUUGACAGAUUUGUGCACCUAUACAUAUACAGCUAGCCAAGAUACUUCCUUCAUACGAAACCAUAUGAAGACAGAAGAGGAUCUAAUGAAAAUUGGCCGGAGGCUGGAGAAGCGGAUCAGCGAGCAGAGCACGGAUCGUAUUCUGGAUCUGUUAAAGGAGCUGCAGAGAUUUCAAGUCACGGUCUCGCUCCUGAGGAGCACUAAGAUUGGAGUAAUUGUCAAUAAGUUAAAGAAGCAAAGCAAGGAUCCAGAGAUUGGAGAGCUUUCCAAAGCCAUUAUCAGAGAUUGGAAAAGACUUCUGGAAAACUCAUACAAGAACAAUGAAGCCUCCGUUGAUGCAGUUAUUCAUUCUCCCACCAAGGCUGAACCAGAAAAAAAACAGAAAGAAGAAAAGAAGUCACAUUUGAAAAAUCCAUGUCCUGAGAGCUCACAGUCUGUGAGCCAACAACCUGCCAUCAAGGACCCAAAAGUAAAACGGACUUUUCUCUCAUGCAGUGACUGCCCUGAAGGUCAUUCUCCAUCUCAGAACCAGCAAAAAACUUUCAAAGACUCAAAGCUGAAACGAAGCCAUUCAACUGAUGUUCAAUCUUCAUCUCAGAUUUCCAAGAAGCUAGAAAGGCGCCUCUCUUUAAACACUAAAUUACCAUCAUCUCCUGGUUCUAACAUUGCUAGUAACAACAAAGAGGAAAGGAGUUACUCACCAACUUCAUCAAGUCGAAAUGGAGCCAACAAACCUUCUUCAAAUACCAAAGAGGAAAGGAGACACUCCAUUUCUUCACCAACUUCAUCAAGUCGAAAUGGAUCCAACAAACCUACAAACACCAAAGAGGAAAGGAAAUACACAAUGCCUUCACCAACUUCAUCAAGCUGCAAUGGAUCCAACAAACCUUCUACAAGCACUAAAGAGGAAAGGAGACACUCCAUGUCUUCACCAACUUCAUCAAGUCGAAAUGGAUCCAACAAACCUACAAGCACCAAAGAGGAAAGGAGACACUCCAUGUCUUCACCAACAUCAUCAAGUCGAAAUGGAUCGAACAAACCUUCUACAAACACCAAAGAAGAAAGGAAACACUCCAUGUCUUCACCAACUUCUUCAAGUUGCAAUGGAUCCAACAAACCUUCUACAAACACCAAAGAGGAAAGACCUGGUGCUCCGUUGGCAUCUUCCCCCACUUGUAGUAGUCCUCCUUCUUUGGCUCUGCUAGCACCCUGUUAUGUGACAGGCGAUUCUGUGAGAGACAAGUGUGUAGAGAUGAUAGCAUCUGCUCUGAAGACUGAUGAUGACUAUAAAACUUUUGGAGUAAAUUGUGAGAAAAUUGCAUGGGAAAUAGAAGAAAGCAUAUACAAGGAAAUGAAAGCCACGGAUAUGAAGUACAGAAACAGGAUCAGAAGUCGAAUUAGCAACCUGAAAGAUCCAAAGAAUCCGAAUCUUAGACGUAAUGUACUCUGUGGAAUGGUAUCACCGCAGAACAUUGCCACAAUGACAGCGGAGGAAAUGGCAAGUGAUGAACUGAAAGAACUUAGGAACACACUGACACAAGAAGCUAUAAGAGAGCAUCAGAUGGCAAAGACAGGAGGCACGCAGACAGACUUGUUACAAUGUGAUAAGUGUAAGAAGAAGAACUGCACAUAUAACCAGGUGCAGACCCGCAGUGCUGAUGAGCCAAUGACAACUUUUGUGUUAUGCAAUGAAUGUGGUCAUCGUUGGAAGUUCUGUUGAUCUUUGGCACCCAAUGACAACAAUGAAUGAUCUUCCUGCUCUGUAAAUAUCCCAGGAUCAACGGUGUUUUCUCCCAGAUCUAUCCCUAUGCCAUACUUUAAGCCCUUUGUUUUCCCUUGGAUUCAUCAAGUCCUUUGCUUUUAUUUUAUAUAGAGUUUUUAUAGAGAAGAGUGGCAUUUGUAGAGUGUUAGAAUUGGUUACAUUUUAUAGAUAUGGUGACAUAUGGGGUUAUAUUGCUGCUCUCAUGCAGAUAAAUGGAUAUAGGUGUCUGCUCAGCGGCACUACUAGAUAUAUUUUUACAGAAGCAGUUACAGUAUACCUACUGAUGUAUUUUAUUCCGUUUUAAAGGGGUACUCCGGCGCUAAGACAUCUUAUCCCCUAUCCAAAGGAUAGGGGAUAAGAUGCCUGAUCGCGGGGGUCCCGCCGCUGGGGACCCCCGUGAUCUUGCACGCAGCAUCCCGUUGCAAUCAGUCCCCGGAGCACGUUCACUCCGGGUCUGAUUACUGGCGAUCACGGGGGCCAGAGCAUUGUGACAUCAUGGCCCCGCCCCCAUGUGAUGUCACGCUCCACCCCCUCAAUAAAGGCCUAUGGGAGGGGGCGUGACAGCUAUCAUGCCCCCUUAGGCUUGCAUUGAGGGGGCGGAGCGUGGCAUCACACGGGGGAGGGGCCGUGACGUCACAAUGCUCCGGCCCUUUAACCCUUCACAUUAGUCAUAAAGUUCAGGGUUUGAAUAUAAAUAUUGAAUAACAUUUAAUUCCUUUUUUCUUUUGUUAUUCUCCAGCUUUCAGUUUUUAUGGCAUUGUAAAGCACACUAAGUCUAAUAUUAAUAAUAUUAUCUAUUUCAGUAUUGAAUUCUUUUCUUCAACGAAUGCUUAUUAAAAAUCCCAGAUAAUAAGUGAUGGAAAACUGUAUGCGAUUUACCAAAUAAAGGAAU